Molecule: messenger RNA, 795 nt
Organism: Sphaerulina musiva SO2202
Lineage: Eukaryota; Fungi; Ascomycota; Dothideomycetes; Mycosphaerellales; Mycosphaerellaceae
Product: NAD(P)-binding protein
Exons: 2
Coding region: 1-795 (264 amino acids)
Molecular function (GO): oxidoreductase activity, acting on the CH-OH group of donors, NAD or NADP as acceptor
Source: RefSeq, a predicted model, not a curated record
AUGGCCGGAAAAGUGUUUGCCAUUACGGGGGGAGCGAGUGGUAUUGGACUGGCUGCAGCAAAGCUCCUGGUGGAACGAGGAGCCAAGGUCAGUAUAGCAGAUGUCUCAUCGAAACUGAACGAGGCCGCAGUCGAAAUUGCCCAGCAUGCGGGACUCCCACAAGACGAAUGCGUACUCGCUCGGAGCGUGGAUGUGCGUGAGCUGUCCCAGAUUCAGGCGUGGUUGAAGGCUACAGUGGAGACAUUUGGACGACUCGAUGGAGCAGUCAACAGCGCCGGAGUCUUUGAUUAUCCCAAGGCCGCAACAGGACAAACAGCUGCACUGUGGCAUCAGGAGAGAGGCAUCGAUCAGUGGAAUCAUGUUAUUGGAGUGAAUUUGACGGGCACUGCCAAUUGCUGUCACGUCGAAUUGGAAUACAUGACUUCCGAGGCGGCCAAAGCAGAGAAUUGGGGCAGAUCAAUUGUCAAUAUGACUUCCGUUGCGGGCUUUCGAGCUCGAGGAGGCAGUCCUGCAUAUAUCGCCGGCAAACACGGCAUCAUCGGACUGACGAAAGCGCUGGCCAAACAAUAUGGACCUGUCGGGGUCAAUAUCAACGCCGUCGCUCCCGGCGCCAUCGAUACUCCGAUGAACCAGAAUGUGGGCAAAGAAUUCGUCGAUGCAAUGGUCGCUGGACUGCCUAUACCACGCAGAGGAACGGCGGAAGAGACUGCCAAGAUGAUUGUAUAUCUGUUGUCUGAUGACGCGAGCUAUGUGACGGGAGCGACAUUUACCAUUGAUGGCGGUAUGACGGUGUAG